Pangasianodon hypophthalmus (striped catfish) is the source of this 1480-nucleotide messenger RNA. RefSeq lists its product as uncharacterized. Bases 134 to 1480 code for a protein of 448 amino acids. Gene Ontology annotation, cellular component: cell surface. NCBI's taxonomy places the organism in Eukaryota, Metazoa, Chordata, Actinopteri, Siluriformes, Pangasiidae. The record is from RefSeq and is a predicted model, not a curated record. The transcript is spliced from 10 exons. Gene Ontology annotation, biological process: cell-matrix adhesion.
CCUGUCUGUCAUACAGGAAACUGUGAGUAUUUGUUUGAUGUACCAUUACACAGGGUUGUCAGCACAAACACUGCCCCCUGUCUCUUGGCUAAAAAAUUGAGGAUCUGUACUAAAAUCACUUCUAUAUGUAUAUAUGUAUGUAUGUAUAAAUGUGUGUUUGUGUGUGCUUGUGAGCAGGGUGUCUAUCCUGGGGGACAACUACAAUUUUUCCACAACUGAUUUCACCCCAGCUGAUGUGUAUAGCUCCAUAAAAGUGUAUCUGAACAGCAGCGAUGGCAGCCCCCGCUGCUAUAACUCCUCAGAUCCUCUUCUGAACUCCACCGCCUGGUUUGCUGACAACAUCGGAUUCUUCAUCACUUUCAUUAACCUCGCUGACCUGCAGUCAUUCCUAACAGGAAACAUGACGAGUGCGUUCCUGCAGAACGCAGAAAAUCUUCAGCUGUUCAACAACUCAGGAAUUUCAGCCAGUGUCCUGGAGUACUACACAACAGAGUUAUACAUCCAGAAUCCUGACUUCAGCCCACUCGGAUUGCCAGCUGAGCUGCUGUGUCGAACUCCUUCCUCCAUGUUUGUUCACCUUGGAGAUGCAGACAUCAAGACCAUCCUGACGAGCAUCAACAACUUCUGCACAGAAAUGAAUCCAGAGGUCACAGCGGUGCUGGUAGCAAAGUUCCCCAAUGUAUCUGCAUCCACCAUCCAAUCUUUGGGCAGCCAGUGUGUGGGCCUGACUGUGGGCCAGAUAAGCUCCACCCCCUCCAGUGUGAUAAACAGUGCUCUGUCUACACUCAGUAACAUCAGUGGCUGGGACCAGGGCCAAGUGAAUGCCCUGAUCCAGAGCAUCAUUAGUGCGGGCUUUAAUAUCAGCAGUGCCUCCUCUCUGGAGUCCCUGGGAACACUCCUCGGUGGCGUUCCCUCUGCAACCAUCUCCAUCAUCCCAUCGUCUCAGCUUCUGUCUUUAUCGCAGAAUCCAGCAUUCAUCAAUAACAUUCUGUCAGCACCAGUUAUUCUGCAAAAGACAUUUGUCCAGAAGGUAAUCUCUGUAGACCAAACUGAAGUGCUACAGAAUGUUCCGGAUGCACUCGUGAUGUAUAUUCCACUUGUUCUACUGACCUCACUGAGCUCUGUUGACGUUUCACUCAUCAAUAACAAGAGCUGGAGUCACGAACAGGCUAUGAUGUUGUUUGGUGCAGUGGCCAAUGCCAGUGAUAAUCCAGAAGACCUGUCAGCAUCAAUACUGCAGGGAUUUACCUGCAGCUCACUUCAGACUCUCCCACAGCAGAAAGCCAAAGAUCUAGUCAAAGCCUGUAGACCACGUGCAGGCAGAGACAAGGUCCUCCUGAAAGAGGCUCAGCUGACCUGCAUGUACAACUACGUGAAAGACGAUCCAUUUGUUAGCUUUACUGACGUCCCCUCUGAUAUGCUUCUGUACUACAGGUGUGUAACACGUUCACGUACACAAUGUACCGUAUAUAAAAGAUAA